AUGAGCUCGUCAAUCGAAGAAACGCUAUCCGAAUGCCGAGAGGUGUUUUGUUAUUUUGAUUCGAAGGGGGAUGAUCGUAUCCAGGUCACCCAGGUUGGCGAUGUGCUGCGCGCUCUCGGCCAAAACCCAACCGACAUGGAAAUUCAGAAAUGCUGUGCACAGUGGACUGACCCAGACACGAGAAUCACUUUCGAAGACUUUGUCCCCAUUCUUCAGUCGGUAAACAAGAACAGGGAUUUUGGGGAGAAGCAUUCGGUGGACGAAUUUGUGGAGGGGCUCUCACACUUCGAUAAAGAAGGUUCGGGGCUGAUUAACGUCGCUGAGCUCCGUCAUCUACUUACUACCCUCGGCGAACGUCUCUCCGAUGAAGAAGUAGAUGCCCUGCUCGCUGGCCACAACGACGCCCACGGAAAUGUGAACAUUGCCGACUUUGUCCGUACUGUAAUGCAUGCC
Molecule: messenger RNA, 453 nt
Organism: Mesorhabditis spiculigera
Lineage: Eukaryota; Metazoa; Nematoda; Chromadorea; Rhabditida; Rhabditidae
Source: the annotation of a GenBank genome assembly